GAGCUACGACAAAGUAAUAAUCGAUUAGCAGAGGAGCUCAGCACAGUGGAGAGGUUGAGGAUGGACAACCAGCUUUUACGGCAAGAACUUGGCACUGGUGAUAGACUUCAUCAUGGUGGUCGGUCGGGUUCACAUAAGGAUAAGGCUACUCUUAGCCAGCUUCCUCUUUUUCUCUGUCUAUGGACAAACCUCCGGACCAUAUUUCACGGUGACAUUUCCUGCAGUAAUAGAGUCUGGCUCUGAUGCUAAGUUCUGUGUGAAUCUUUUGAAGCCCAAUGAGACUCUGCAACUGAACAUUUAUCUGGUUCACAACAACCAGAAUAGAACUCUUUUACAAGAGACAGUGGAAACGGAGAUUCACCACUGCUCUCAUUUUGAGGCUCCACAGGUUGAAGGUGAAUCAGUGCAGGAGAUCAAAGUAGAAGUCAAAGGUGAACAUUUUAAGAUAACAGAGAAAAGGAAAGUGAUGUUUAAAUCCUACAACACAUUGGUAUUUAUUCAGACUGAUAAGCCAAUCUACAAUCCAGGCCAAACAGUGAAUUUCAGAAUUGUCACUUUGGAUUCUAAUUUUAUCCCACUUGAGCAAAAGUACAGCACAGUGAGUCUUCAGGAUAAUAAUCAGAACAGGAUUGGUCAGUGGACGAACGUGUCCUCCACAGGUCUGAUACUGCAGCUUUCUCAUGAGCUAAAUGCUGAGGCACCACAAGGACGUUAUCGGUUAAUUGCUGACACUGGAAAAAGGACGAUAACACACAAUUUUAAGGUGGAAAAGUAUGUUUUACCCAAGUUUGAGGUUACAGUAAAGGCACCAGACCAACACAGUGUCGAUGAAGAGGAACUGAAGAUAGAAGUUUGUGGAAAGUACACAUAUGGACAACCAGUGCCUGGUCAAGCAGUGGCGCAAGUGUGCCGGAAAUUUAGGCAGAGUUUUUAUGCGGGACCGUUGAUUACACCCUGUCUGAGUGAAACUGUUGAGAUAAGUCAGACUGGCUGUGCAUUUCUUAUAAUCAAUGCAUCAAUCUUCCUGACUACUGAAUUUGAACAGAAGCUUGAAGAUCAACUUCAUGUUACUGUUACACUCAAAGAGGAAGGAACAGAUAUUUCCUUGGAGAAAUCUGAAAGGAUAAGACUUUCUUUCCAAAUCGGUAAAGUGGAAAUCCUUGAUACACCAAAAAAUUUUGAACGGGGAAAAUUUAUAGAAGGAAGAAUUAAAGUUACUACCUUCAGUGGAACACCAAUUCCUAACAAGAAGGUGUACCUUUCAGAACGUGAACGGUGGGAUCAAAAGUUACUACUUAAUCUCACUACAGGUAGUAAUGGAUUGGUAAACUUCUCAGUCACUUCACCUGAACCUCCUACAACAGAGAUAACAUUGAGGGCAAGUGUCUAUCCUCAGCAAACAUACCCUGCAUACAAAACCCCAUUCUUUUCGACUGAUGAUAAACGUAUACAGCUGCUCCAACCUGCCACACCUUACAGUCCUGUGUUCAGUGAACUGUCAAUAGAGAGCUCAGAGGAACCAUUCAAGUGUGAUGCUGAAAUUCCCAUAACCGUUAAUUACUAUAUUGUCGGGGAAACUACUGAAAAUUACAGCAUUGACCUUAUAUACCUGGUCUUAUCUAAAGGAGCCAUAGUCCAUCAUGGGCAUGAGAAAGUUGAAGUGAAAGACUCUACAGAUGUCAGAAAAGGCAAAAUCUCAUUCAAACUAUCUGUUGUUGCUGAGCUGGCUCCUCAAGUGCAGAUUCUGGCAUACUCUGUCCUGCCCAGUGAGAACGUCAUUGCUGCUAGCAAGAAUUUUGGCGUGGAAAAAUGUUUCAGAAAUAAGGUUUCGCUACAGUUCUCUCCCUCUAAAGCAGUUCCCAGUGAGAAGAACACUGUUGAGCUCACAGCUCAUCCUGGUUCACUGUGUGGUCUCAGUGUGGUGGAUCAGAGUGUGUUCAUCUUGGAGUCUGGAGAACGCCUAAAUUCUGACAAGGUAUUUCGAUUGCUACCAGUGACAUCUGGAUCAUAUCCCAAUGAUGUUGAAGAUGAUCUGGAGUGCUUACAUGUUAGACCCCGACGGGCUGUACAGAUUGACCAGACUUACAAAACAUUAAAGAAAGUGGGGCUGAAGAUGGCAACAAAUUUGGCUCUUAGACAACCUGACUGUUUGCUGUACAGAGGCAUCCAGUAUCGACGAGAAUCAGUCUUUUAUCAAAGUAGGUACAGGUUGGGUGAAGCAGGCCCAGUAGCGUAUGCAUUUUCAUCAGGCACUGAAGCACCUAUUGAGACAAUUCGCAAAUUCUUUCCAGAAACUUGGAUAUGGCAACUUCUUGAAGUUGGGCACUCUGGAUCAGCACAUCUUCCUGUCACUGUUCCUGACACCAUCACCACUUGGGAGACAGAGGCUUUCUGUGUUUCCUCUGUGGGUCUGGGACUGGCUCCUCCUGUUCAGCUCACAGUAUUUCAGCCCUUCUUCCUGGAGCUCUCAUUGCCCUACUCCAUUAUCCGGGGAGAGAUUUUUGAGCUGAAGGCCACUGUCUUCAAUUAUCUUUCCAAAUGCAUUAAGGUUAAAGUGACUCCGGCCCCCUCCUCAGACUACACUCUGAAGCCCUCUUCUGAUGGCGAGUAUUCAUCCUGCCUGUGUGCAAAUGGCAGAAAGACCUUCAAAUGGACUCUGAUUCCCACUGUGCUUGGAGUCUUGAAUGUGACGGUGAGUGCAGAGGCAGAACAAUCCCAGACUGUGUGUGACAAUGAAAUUGCGAGUGUCCCAGAGAGAGGCCGUAUUGACACAGUUACACGGAGUCUGAUUGUACAGGCUGAAGGAACUGAAAAGACAAAGAGCCAAAGCUGGUUAUUAUGUCCACAAGGCAACAGUGUUUCAGAGGAGUUGGCUCUGACUCUUCCUGAGGAUGUAAUAGUGGGAUCAGCACGAGCUUCUGUUUCAGUGCUCGGAGAUAUACUUGGCCGUGCAUUAAAAAAUCUGGAUGGACUGUUAAGGAUGCCAUAUGGCUGUGGAGAACAAAACAUUGCUCUCCUUGCCCCCAAUAUCUAUAUUCUUCAGUAUCUUGAGAACACUGAGCAGCUCACCACAGCCAUCCGUGAGAGGGCUACUGGCUUCCUUAAGAGUGGAUACCAGAGGCAGCUAAACUAUAAACAUAUAAAUGGUGCAUAUAGCACAUUUGGCAGGGGAGAGGGGAACACGUGGUUAACUGCUUUUGUCUUGAGGACUUUUGGCAAAGCACAACGUUACAUCUUUAUUGAUCCAGAAAUCAUUAAAUACGCCAAGAAAUGGCUCAUAAACCUGCAGAGAUCAGAUGGCUGUUUUAUACAACAAGGAAGUUUGUUCAAUAACAGAAUAAAGGGUGGUGUAAAUGAUGAUGUGACCAUUACUGCCUACAUCACUGCAUCAUUUCUUGAACUUGGAAAUACAGUCCAGGACCCUACUGUGAAUAAAAGUCUGUUGUGCCUAAAGUCUUCUAUUGGUAACCUGACAAACACCUACACCACUGCACUGUUGGCCUACACUUUCAGUCUUGCUGGAGAGAAGGAAACUAGAGAGCAGCUACUAAAAGAAUUGGAUAGUGUUGCUAUUACAGGAGAUGGUCGGCUUCACUGGUCUCAGUCAGCAUCAGAUGACUCCGGCGCAUUGUCAGUGGAAAUCAGUUCCUAUGUGCUGCUAGCUAUUCUAACUACAGGACAACUCACUACUGCUGAUUUGGGUUAUGCUAAUAGGAUAGUCAGCUGGCUGGUGAAGCAGCAAAAUCCCUAUGGAGGCUUUUCCUCCACCCAGGACACAGUUGUGGCCCUCCAAGCUCUGGCGCUGUACUCCACUAAAGUGUUCAGCUCAGAUGGCUCUAGUACAGUAACUGUAAAGUCAGCAGAUGGAGACAGUCACAACUUUGAUGUGAACCAGAACAACAAGUUACUGUACCAAGAAAGAUCAUUGCAGAAUGUUCCUGGAAAAUACAGCAUUGAUGUGAAGGGCUCAACCUGUGUGUCAGUGCAGACAGCACUUUUCUACAAUGUCCCUACACCGACUAAAACUAGCACAUUGAACAUCACGGCAAAGACUGUGGAAAACUGCACAAAAUCAUCUGCAAGAACUUUGGCUAUCAACUUCUCUGUCCUAUAUACUGGGGCACUAGAGACCACCAAUAUGAUCAUAGUGGACAUAAAGCUCUUAUCAGGAUUCACAGCAGAUCCUGGUGAACUGAAAAACCAGAAGCCGGUGGCGCGAGUUGAUUCUAAAGAUGACCAUAUUAUCGUAUAUAUACAAUCGCUCUUGAGGAAUAGUCCUACUUUCUAUACACUACACGUUAAACAAGUGCUUCCCGUCAAGAAUCUCAAGCCAGCAGUGAUCAAAGUUUAUGAUUACUAUCAAACAAGUGACCAGUCUGAGACGGAGUACACCUCCACAUGUGUUUAAGCUUCCAGAUCUGCAUUAAAAACAGAAACGUUUUGGAUA
Molecule: messenger RNA, 4447 nt
Organism: Neoarius graeffei (lesser salmon catfish)
Lineage: Eukaryota; Metazoa; Chordata; Actinopteri; Siluriformes; Ariidae
Product: alpha-2-macroglobulin-like
Exons: 35
Coding region: 113-4408 (1431 amino acids)
Cellular component (GO): extracellular region
Molecular function (GO): endopeptidase inhibitor activity
Source: RefSeq, a predicted model, not a curated record